AUGGGCGUCGCAGUUGUCCUCUUGAUGCCAAGUUAUCCGGAGAGCGCCAGAUGGCUUUCAAAUGAAGAGAAGAGUUUCCAGAUCCAGCGGCUAGGAGAAAAUAGCUCGAAAGGCAAUGCUAAGUUGAAUUGGCCUGACGCCAAAGAAACGCUCAAGGACCUACGACUAUGGGUACACUACUUCACCUAUCUCUGUCUGGGUGUAGCUGUGUCUUCACUGUCGCUUUUUGCCCCCACCAUCGUCUCUGGACUUGGGUAUAGGGAUUUGCAAGCUCAACUCUUUACUGUCCCUCCUUAUGCGAUAGCGUAUGUUUUCACUCUUGCUUUUGGAGUCUUAUCCGAUCGCAAGAAGUCACGAGGAAUUGUUGCAGGAAGUAUGUUGGGCAUGAGCGCAGUUUCGUUCCUCAUCCAAGGUAAACUCUUCGGUCAUUCAACUUAUUUCCAUAUCUUGUCUCCUUUUCUUCAGUUCCUAGCAACUCUGCCAGGCGAAAGCUACGCGGCAAGAUGCGCAUUUCUGUGCAUUAGUACGGCUGGAACUUUUGCAGGACUGCCGUCUCUUUGCGCUUGGGUGUCCGACAAUGUGCGGAACACAACGGCCGGCUCGUUAGCGUCCGGACUUAAUAUUGCAUUCACUGGUCCUGGUCAGAUUAUCGGAGUCUGGAUAUAUCGAGCCCAGGACAAACCAUUCUACCGGUUGGGACACGCCAUUAAUGCCGGGUUUGUGUUAGCUGGAGCACUGCUGUCAUUCGGGCUGUCAUGGCACUACAUGCGUCUCAACAGGAAGCUUGUGGGAACCAAUGCUACAAGGUGGGUCCCUUGA
This is a messenger RNA of Colletotrichum gloeosporioides, 819 nucleotides long. Its product is annotated as MFS transporter prlL. The transcript has 3 exons. Gene Ontology annotation, molecular function: transmembrane transporter activity. Bases 1 to 819 code for a protein of 272 amino acids. The record is from RefSeq and is a predicted model, not a curated record. Lineage: Eukaryota; Fungi; Ascomycota; Sordariomycetes; Glomerellales; Glomerellaceae. Gene Ontology annotation, cellular component: membrane.